Carassius auratus (goldfish) is the source of this 768-nucleotide messenger RNA. RefSeq names its product tRNA (guanine(10)-N2)-methyltransferase homolog. NCBI's taxonomy places the organism in Eukaryota, Metazoa, Chordata, Actinopteri, Cypriniformes, Cyprinidae. Gene Ontology annotation, cellular component: cytoplasm. The transcript has 8 exons. Gene Ontology annotation, molecular function: methyltransferase activity. The record is from RefSeq and is a predicted model, not a curated record. The annotation marks the transcript as partial.
ACAUGGCUCUCCACUGUGGUCGGGCGUGCAGACAAUAUUUACUUCAUCUUGCACAUGAUAAUGUCGAUUUUAGAUUACCGGAAAUAAAAGCAUUACUGUCUUUAAGGGACCGUCCAUUUGAUACAUCAGAAACAUUCAACGAAAAGUCUCCCUUUUGGCAACUAAAUGGCUUAUCAGAAGAUGAUAUACGGAGUGUUAUGUCCAGAACGGUUUGUGGAAAGUCUGCUUUUGAACUUUGGGGUCAUGGAACAACAACAGAUGAGCUUAGGAUGUCGUUGUUGGAGUAUCCAGCAGAAAAAAUGGCUCCAUAUCUACAAAACAAUUCUACUUAUAAGAUCAAUGUCUACACUUUCAACAAAACGUUAGUGUUUAAGGACAGAAUCGAAAAGAUUGAUGCUCUAGACUUCUUGCCGUUUAAAGGGACAGUCAAUCUAAAGGAUCCGGAACAUAUUUUCUGUUUGCUGGAGGAUUAUGGCUCUGAUCCUUAUGACAUCCCAGAGGAGCCUUUCCAUAUGUAUUUUGGCAGAUGGAUUGCAGAUGGACAGAGAGAAUUAAUUCGCUCUUACAGUGUGAAGAAGAGACAUUUCAUCGGGAACACUAGUAUGGACGCUGGCCUCUCCUUCUUUAUGGCCAAUCAUGCCAAAGUAAAGGCUGAUGAUUUGGUUUAUGAUCCAUUUGUUGGAACAGGUAGUCUUCUGGUAGCUUGUUCGCGCUUUGGGGCUUAUGUAUGUGGGACAGACAUUGAUUAUAACACUAUCCAUGGAGUAG